Molecule: messenger RNA, 2390 nt
Organism: Prosopis cineraria
Lineage: Eukaryota; Viridiplantae; Streptophyta; Magnoliopsida; Fabales; Fabaceae
Exons: 6
Coding region: 190-735 (181 amino acids)
Molecular function (GO): fatty acyl-CoA hydrolase activity
Source: RefSeq, a predicted model, not a curated record
AUGACAACCGUACAUAUUGGAAGUAUGCAUGUAUUUCCACCAUGAAAUGGUUGACCAGAAAAUUGAUCGUUUGAAUGGUUUCUGUUGAUUAGAACACCCCCAGGAACGCUAUUGAUGCAAAACAAGUCAGAGGACGCUGACUUUUACAGCAUUUGAUUGCGAACCCGACUUAGAAGUUCUUGUAGGAGCAUGUCGGUGUUUGCGAAGUUCAGAGCAGAGAUGGAAGAAGCCGCCUCUCUGCAAUCUUCCACCGUCAAGAUGCUAAGGGCCAUUUCAGAGCGUGCUCGUGAUUCAGGUCAACAGAUCAUAUUUUUAUCUAUAGAGGGUAUCCGGGUGGCCCAGGCCCACAAAGGUUUCCUCUUAUGUAAUUUCAAAGUACCCAAUGGCGUAUCAGAUGAAAAUGAGAAUUGGCAUCCCGGAGCAAUCGCUACGUUAAUUGACAACAUUGGCACCUUGGCCACUUUUUCCCUUGUUCCAGCUUUCAAUGUCUCUGUCGAUUUCUCUAUAUCCUUCUUCUCCACCGCUAAGGUUCAGGAAGAGGUUGAAGUAGAGGCAAAGGUUGUGGGGAAGAAGGAGAGAUUAACUUGUGUGGCUGUUCAAGUUAGGAAGAAAGCGAAUGGAGAAUUGAUUGCUUCGGGAAAGCAAUGGAUGGCAGCUACUAAUGUCAUUGCAGGCCUUCGAACCAUUUGCAGGAUGAAAAUGGAAUCUGUCAUGCAGGAGCAAUCACUACUUUAGUUGAUACCUUUGGAAGCUUGAAUGACUACUCCAUCACCUCAUGUGUUCUGUUGAUUUUACAAUUUCAUACCAUUCAAUGGAAAGAGUUCAGAGUAUCUGAUAUCUUAGGCCUGCCUCACAUUGAGCUGAGGGCCUUAGCAGGGCCAAUACUAAUUUGGAGUCAAGAUGGGAUCCUUUUAGAUUACCACCAACAUUACUGCAUUGGUUCGAGACCUCUAAUUAAGUUAGUACAACUCCUUUAUCAAUUUAACUCCUUUAUCAAUUUAACCAAAUGUUGAGUAGUAUUGAAGAAGCUUUUAGUUAUAAAGCAUUGAUGCUUAUAAAAGGAACUAUAAUAUAUUUGAUAUGCAUAGUUUCUUGUUCCAUAUCCCUAUCCAUCAGGAUACCACCUUAAGUCAUGAAUCUGAAUUUCCUUGUGUCAAAUAGCUCAAUUUCACUUCUCCUUCUCCUUCUCCUUCUUUGAAAACUUUCACUAUUAGUAGAAGAACUUAACUAGUAACAUGGUGAAUUGGCAUUCAUUUGAGCAUGGCUGCAUAAAAUUUGACUGUAAUUUAAUAGUAAAUGGAGAUGUGAGUGGAUCAUAUGGAGGUGCCAUUAAGGAUGAAGAAGUGAUAGGCCCAAAGCUAAUGGGCCCUUACAGUAGGCCCAAGUUGAGGCAUGUAGAGUGCAUGAAGGGUUGUUUGACUUCUAUAUUUAAGGGGUAAAGGGUGAGUGGGAAGGCAAGAAAAAAGUGAGUAUGAAAUAAUUUGCAUUCUAGCAUUAUUUUGUCUGAAUUUAAAGUUUUGAGGAUCGCUCUACGUGGGUUUGACUUUGCUCUCUCUUGGUUUGCACAUCAACGUGCUUCUGGCGUUCAAUGGACAACCAAAGUUACACGAAAAUUCCUCCGAACCAACCUAAAGAUGACUCUGAUCCAUCGAAUUUGAAGAAAAAAAAGAAGCUAAUGGAAGCUCCUGAAGAACCUAUCAUGGACUCCCUUAUGGACAUGGAAAUGGUUGGGGAAGGUGAAACCUUGAUCAAUGAUGCCACACCCCAAGAAUAAUCUCAACCCAGCUCCAGUGAAACUAAAAGGAAACAAGAACAACCUCCAAUCUCUAAGAACAUGUAUUCGCCCAUCAUCAACACGGUUCAAAAAUGCCUUUCAUCUUGGAAAGGAUUGGUUAAAGUCUAAUUUUCUCAACAAAUUUGAUGGAGCAUCUGGUGAUGGACCCAAGUUUUCAGCACUACCUGUUGGCUUUUAUGGAAAAAUAGAUGCCGAGAAGCUUUAGAAGGAAAAAGAUAUGCAGCCAAUGAAAUCUAUCGUUGGGUCCCUUUUAUCAUGUCACUGAAGGAGUGGAGAAAGGAAAAUGCUACCAUAAAAUCUUUCGCUGCACUGAAUCUUCAGAAACCAAGUGGACUCCACCGACAGCACACCGCCUCAGAAUUGAUGUGGAUGGCUGAGGAUAUGCCUCUUUGUGGUGGCGUCAUGGGAGACUUGAGAUCUCACAAGUUCGAGAGUUCCUAUUCUCCAAUUGCAACGCUGCAAGUUCUUAGUCUAAAGAUGCUCAUCAUCAUCCCACGGAUACUCACCGAGUGUGGAAGGACCCUCCUCUUAAUUGUUUGGCCUUCUAUCAGGCCGAGUUCAUUGUGUAAUUUGCUGUGACUUCUACUUCAUCAGA